AUGCUGCCCUCGAGCAAGCUCGGUGGCAACACGGCCGUGGACACGUACUCCUCGACCUCGAUCACCGACGGCGACGUGGUCACGGUGGUGUACGACGCGGACGGGGGCGUCUUGACGUUCUUCGUCAACGGGACUAGCCUCGGGCAGGCCUACUCCGGUCUGUCGGGCCCCAACGUAGCCGCGAUCGCCGUCAACGCGGCGGGCGCCCAGUGGGAGUGCGUCGAUUGCUAGCAGGGAUGGAGGGUGUACUC
Messenger RNA from Ectocarpus sp. CCAP 1310/34, 251 nucleotides. Lineage: Eukaryota; Phaeophyceae; Ectocarpales; Ectocarpaceae. The record is from the annotation of a GenBank genome assembly.